AUGUGGGAGGUAAACUUGCAGAGGACGACUGAAGGAAGUAGAGAAGAAGCUGGUGACCGAAUUGUAGCUGACUAUGGGCGUGAUGUUAUUGUGUUCAAAAUACUUAAUCAUCUUCCCACAGAGGAAGCUGUGAAGACAAGUGUUUUAUCUACCACAUGGAGGACUCUCUGGCUUUUGGUUCCUCGUUUGAAACUGGACUUUAAGAAAUUCCCAAGUUUCAAUGCCUUUUUGAGGUUUGGUAACUGGUUUUUCGAUUCCGAUAGGGUUACAUGCAUAGAGAAACUCAGGUUAUAUAUAGAUGGCAAUGAUGCAUCAUCCUAUCUCACAUCAUGGAUCGGUGCCUCGGUUAAGCGUAAGGUUCAGCGUCUUUUGGUUGAUCACGUUACUCGAGAUGCUUAUUCUCAUCAUUCUCAUGAGAUGCCACUUAGUCUCUAUGUUUGUGAGUCACUGGUGUGUCUAAGGCUCUAUAGGCUGAAUUUGGCUGCUCCUGAGCUUGUUUCUUUACCUUGUCUAAAGAUCCUCCGUUUAAGAGAUGUUGUGUUUACCAAUGAGACCACUUAUGAGAGACUUGUCUCGUCCUGCCCUGUGCUGGAAUACUUAAAGGUUGACGUUGUAUGGAAUGAUGAAAACGUAUAUCGGGUUCAUUCUCGGUCACUGAAGAGGUUCCGUUUAACACGACGACCUUCUUCUCUCUGGGAUCUCCGGAUUGAGUAUUGUGAUCCAGGAGUUGUGAUUGAUGCUCCUCUGCUGUGCUCUUUGAGAAUCUUUGAUACCAUAUCAGAAAGCUAUACAUUUAGCGAUCUGGAGAGUCCAAUGACAAGUUUGAUUUAUCGAUCCUUUGUGGUACGGGCCAAGCAAAGACAAAAGUCAUCCACAAGUGUCUCAACACUCAACGCACCAGGUAUUGAAGAUCUUUUAAUCUUUCUUAGGAGUUGCCCGAAUCUGAAAUCCCUCAUCUUAGUGAAGGGACGUAUUGGUUGUUACAAUCCUCUGUGUCCCAAGAGGGAGAUGGAACGACUUAGCAUUGCACCUGUGCCAGAGUGUUUGCUAUCGUCGCUCGAGUUUGUUGAACUCAAAUCCCCAAUUUGUGGACUUUCUCCAGAGACAAAGCUAGUAUGGUACUUGCUAGAGAACUCUGCAACCCUCAAGAAACUCACUCUACGUUUGAACUCUAGUAGUUCAACAAAAGAUGACUUAGUCAAGAUCCCAAGGGUUUCUACCGAAUGUGAAGUCGUCUUUCUUUAAUGGGUAGAGAGAGCCGAGAGAGAGAGAGAGAGAAUAUAAUUGAGGUUUUAUGUAAAAGACGAAGUGGAUAUGCAUUUGUAGUUUCAUACUUAUAUGGUUUGGUUUUAGGGAAAAUGACACCCACACCCACUUUGGGUGUGAGUUGUGUCACCCACACUCACUUUCCACUCUCCUUAUACUAUCCCAAGUUUUUUGCUUAUGUGUCCACAUA
Molecule: messenger RNA, 1456 nt
Organism: Camelina sativa (false flax)
Lineage: Eukaryota; Viridiplantae; Streptophyta; Magnoliopsida; Brassicales; Brassicaceae
Source: RefSeq, a predicted model, not a curated record